This is a messenger RNA of Vanessa atalanta (red admiral), 974 nucleotides long. RefSeq names its product adrenodoxin (gene Fdx2). Gene Ontology annotation, cellular component: mitochondrion. The record is from RefSeq and is a predicted model, not a curated record. Bases 158 to 637 code for a protein of 159 amino acids. Gene Ontology annotation, biological process: P450-containing electron transport chain; positive regulation of oxidoreductase activity. Gene Ontology annotation, molecular function: 2 iron, 2 sulfur cluster binding. The transcript is spliced from 3 exons. Lineage: Eukaryota; Metazoa; Arthropoda; Insecta; Lepidoptera; Nymphalidae.
ACCUAUUCAUGUUGCAAUUUCAGGGUCAGGUAAAAAUAUUUAAAAGCUAUCGUAGUUGCAUUAUCAUAAAAUUUAGCCGUCGCGGACGCGUAUAAAUUAUUCAUAUCUUUUCUUUCGCCAUAGUGUGUACAAGAGUGCGCUAAACAUCGCUCAAAAGAUGUUUUACAAAAACAUUUUGAUAACUUUCUUUAAAUCAAGAACAUCUUAUUUACGGACAUAUAACGGUGUUGUUACGACUUUCGGUAAUUACAGAAGUGUGUUACCCUUAUCAACAACCAGACUCGCGUUAAAAGAUGAAAAGGUCAAAGUGACGUUUAACCUCUACGACGGAAGAAAAUUAGAGGCUGAAGGAAAAGUUGGUGACACCCUGCUAGACGUGGUCGUAAAUAAUGACCUCGAUAUAGACGGGUAUGGAGCGUGUGAGGGUACCGUGACGUGUUCCACUUGUCACGUUGUGUUUAAGCAGGAAGACUUCGACAGAUUAGCUGAAGAGGCGGGUGACGAAGAGAGAGAUAUGUUAGAUUUAGCGUAUGGAUUAACAGACACGUCGAGGUUAGGUUGCCAAGUAACCUUGACCAAAGAACUUGACGGUCUCGAGGUCAAAGUGCCAGAGAGCGUCAACGACGCCAGAAGCUGAUGACGUUCCACAUUUAGACUACUAAAUCAAUGACGCUGUAAAAAAUCUAGAUAAUAAUAAUACCGUUUUGGGCAAAUAAGUAUAAAAGCUAAAAAACAUAUGUAUUAGUGUCCAAUUUUUAUACAAGGUUUUAAGGGUUGGGUUAUCUAUCUAUUUACGCAGCUAAUAGUAUAUAUUUUUUUACGUUAGCAACACUAGGAGGUUUUCAAUACACGAUAAAAUAUCCAAUUAGAUAAAUAAUAGAGAUUAACUAAUAUUACCUCAAUUUAUGAUAUUUAUAAAGACAUUGUCAUUAAUUUAAAAAAAAAAAAAUAGAAAAAUUAUCUGUAUAGAUAAA